Messenger RNA from Fraxinus pennsylvanica, 1263 nucleotides. The record is from the annotation of a GenBank genome assembly. NCBI's taxonomy places the organism in Eukaryota, Viridiplantae, Streptophyta, Magnoliopsida, Lamiales, Oleaceae.
AUGUUUUGGGUUUCAGAUUGUAGUGGGGAAAUGGGAUUUUGGGAAAGGGUUUGUGACUGGUUGAGAUUCUCACGAGGGGAGGAUUCGUGGGUGGGGGUUGCUAUUGGGUUGGUGGUUGGGGUUAGUGGAGCGGUAAAAUCUGAAAUGGAAAGAGGGGAAGGAGAAAAUAUACCAGGCAGGCUCGAGCUCGACGGUGCAGAAGAAGUACAGAAAUAUCAACAUAUAAAGGUAGGGCUACAGGAUUUGUGGCAAGUCCAGGAGUACUUGUUGGAAAAAAACAAAGCUAAAGCUCUUCGGAAGGCAUUUGAGGAAUCAUCAAUGCCAGAUAUCGCAAUUGGUGAUAGAAAGAGUGACUUUGAAUUCAUGAAUCUAUGCAAGGAAAGAUACAUAGUCCCGUACGAUGCAGGUAUUUGGCCAGUGAGCCAAGAACAGUUGCCAAAGCCAGUGAUUUUCCACGACGGUCGUCUUGUCCAGAAACCCACUCCACUGAUGGCAUUUCUAAUCAUUUUGUGGUUCCCAAUCAGCAUUCCUGUAGCAAUUUUGCGUGUGGCUGUUGGUUCAUUAUGCCCCAUGUAUUUAUCUUACUAUCUUAUUCAACUACUCAAUUGCCCAAUAAUCGUCAAGGGCACCCCACCAAUAAGGCCAAAAAAUGAUUCUAAUAAACGAAAAGGAGUUUUGUUCGUUUGCUCACAUAGAACUGUUCUUGACGCUAUAUUCCUCUCUAUGGCACUCGGCCGCCCGGUUGCCAGCCCCUCGUACUCCGUGGCAAAAAUGACGGAAUUCUUAUCCCCAAUUAAGUCAGUUAGACUGACUCGAGAUCGCAAGAAAGAUGCUAAAUUGAUCGAAAAGCUAUUAGAAGAAGGCGAUCUGACUGUAUGUGCGGAAGGGACGACAUGUCGGGAACCAUAUUUGCUUAGGUUUUCGGCACUAUUUGCUGAAUUAACUGAUGAGCUAGUGCCAGUGGCUAUAUCAGUCCGUGCAAGCCUAUUUCAUGGGACGACGGCUAGAGGAUAUAAAUGGAUGGAUCCUUUCUUCUAUAUGAUGAAUCCCAGGCCGGUAUACGAGAUAACAUUUCUGAACAAGUUGACACGCGAUCAGACAUGUAGUGCUGGAAAACCAAGCCACGAAGUGGCAAAUACUGUGCAACAAAUGAUCGCUUCUGCUUUAUCAUACAAAUGUACUAAGUUUACAAGGCGGGAUAAGUAUCUAGCAUUAACUGGGACUGAUGGGAUUGUAGGAGAAAACAAAAAAAUCUAUAGCUAA